AGCAACAGAAAGCAGCAUGAACUCUCCACAUCACCAGGUCCCUGCUCUCCUGUGCCUUCUCCUUGUAUCUUCUCAGGUCACUGGUGGACUGGCUACCAGAAGACAACAGAAGCCUGGCACAGGUGAUGUGAAUGGUAUGAAUGUCCUCCUCAUAAUUGUCGAUGACCUUCGGACAAGCCUUGGCUGUUAUGGUGACAAUAUUAUAAAGUCUCCGAACAUUGAUCAGCUGGCAUCUAAAAGUGUUGUGUUUACAAAUGCAUAUGCCCAGCAAGCAGUGUGUGCCCCCAGCAGAGUGUCCUUCUUAACAGGACGAAGACCUGAUACCACCAGACUGUUUGACUUUAACUCGUACUGGAGGGAGCAUGCCGGGAACUACUCCACCCUACCACAGUAUUUUAAAGAACAUGGUUAUGUGACUAUGUCUGUCGGGAAGGUUUUCCACCCAGGCAUUUCAUCUAAUCGGAGUGAUGACUAUCCAUACAGUUGGUCUGUUAGGCCUUACCACCCAUCUUCAGAGAAGUAUGAGAAUGAAAAGACCUGCAAAGGUAAAGAUGGACAGCUUCAUGCCAACUUGGUUUGUCCAGUGGAUGUUUCGGAAGUUCCAGAGGGAACAUUACCAGAUAUACAAAGCACAGAAGAAGCCAUAAGGCUCUUAAAAACUGUCAAUCAGCAGAAUUCUUCUUUUUUCCUGGCAGUUGGGUAUCAUAAGCCUCAUAUUCCAUUCAGAUUUCCAAAGGAGUUCCUUAAGCUUUACCCCAUUGAAAACAUUUCCUUGGCACCUGACCCUGACAUCCCUAAGAAUCUUCCUUCUGUUGCUUAUAACCCUUGGACAGACAUUCGUAAGCGACAGGACGUUCAGGCAUUGAACAUCAGCUUUCCAUAUGGCCCCGUUCCUCUACACUUCCAGCGUUUAAUUCGUCAGAGUUAUUAUGCCUCCGUUUCUUACUUGGACAGUCAAGUUGGCCAGUUGUUAAGUGCAGUGGAGAAUCUAGGACUGGCAGAUGACACCGUUAUAGCUUUUGCCUCUGAUCAUGGGUGGUCUUUAGGAGAGCAUGGUGAAUGGGCCAAGUACAGCAAUUUCGAUGUGGCUACUCGUGUGCCAUUGAUGUUUUAUGUACCAGGGAUGACGACCACAAAACGGACUCAGCAAAGCAUCUUUACCUAUCUAGAUCCCUUUAAUAUUGAACCCAUGAGGAAACCUCCAGGUAAAAUCGAGGAAGAGCCUGUUGAAUUAGUUUCUUUGUAUUCAACCAUUGCUGAACUUGCUCAACUUCCUUUCCUACCAGACUGUCCCGUCCCUUCAUUUCAUGUUGAGUUAUGCACUGAGGGACGAAGUCUUCUUCCAUACUUCGAUACGGCUAGGAAGGAAAAUACAGAAAGUGUAGCUUACAGCUCUUAUCCUAGACCUUCUGAUACUCCCCAGUGGAACUCAGACUUACCCGAUCUGAAGGACAUCAGAAUUAUGGGAUAUUCCAUGAGAACAAGUACCUACAGAUUUACCCUAUGGGUUGGAUACAACCCUGUGACUUUUGAAGCUAACAUUACGGACAUUCAUGCACAAGAAUUAUAUCUUGUCAAAACGGAUCCCAAUCAAGACAACAACUUGUUCAACAAGUCCUUACAUUUUGAUUUAGCUCAGAGGGUUUUUGGACACACAUUGAAGUGAUUGAAAAAAAUCCAUAUUUUGUAUAAAUAAUUCUAGAAAGUUAUAACAUGUAAAUACUUUUUAUAUAUCAUUCUCCUAAUUUAUAGGUUAUAUUUUUCUAUACUAUUUAAAAAUAAAAAUACACAGAA
This is a messenger RNA of Bufo bufo (common toad), 1794 nucleotides long. It is a transcript of the gene IDS, whose product is annotated as iduronate 2-sulfatase. NCBI's taxonomy places the organism in Eukaryota, Metazoa, Chordata, Amphibia, Anura, Bufonidae. The record is from RefSeq and is a predicted model, not a curated record. Gene Ontology annotation, molecular function: iduronate-2-sulfatase activity. The coding region runs from base 17 to 1666 and encodes 549 amino acids. The transcript has 9 exons.